Xenopus tropicalis (tropical clawed frog) is the source of this 2390-nucleotide messenger RNA. It is a transcript of the gene mogat3, whose product is annotated as monoacylglycerol O-acyltransferase 3. The record is from RefSeq and is a predicted model, not a curated record. Lineage: Eukaryota; Metazoa; Chordata; Amphibia; Anura; Pipidae. Gene Ontology annotation, cellular component: endoplasmic reticulum membrane. The coding region runs from base 234 to 1298 and encodes 354 amino acids. The transcript is spliced from 8 exons. Gene Ontology annotation, molecular function: acyltransferase activity, transferring groups other than amino-acyl groups. Gene Ontology annotation, biological process: triglyceride biosynthetic process.
GCCAAAGUCCAGGGAACGGCACAGGAGUGCAAAUAGGAAGAGGCUGGAGAGACGCGAGGCACAAGCACUGACUGAAGAAAGACAACAACACACAUGCACCCUGAUAUAUAUAUAUAUGUACCCCAAACUCGCAGUAUGUAACCCAUACGUGUAACCUACUCACAUACACACCCUGAUACCCACACACACACACACACACAAGCAUUUGCACAAUUACUCAGACAUACAGGGAAAUGCCCCAAGGUGGAAAGAGCAAGAUCUGCGACAAGGUAACAUCUCUCUUCUUGAGUUUUUGCACCAGAGACAAUAUGGAAGACACUAUGAGGAAACACAUUCAGUCUCUAAGUGUAUUCCAGUGGGUGCUAACCUUUCUACUGAUGGGAAUUACCUUUACCAUCUUGCUCAUAUACAUGCUGUUCACCUCAUUGUGGCUGAUUCCUGUUGUCUACUUCACUUGGUUACUGCUUGACUGGGAAACCCCCGAAAGAGGGGGUCGCAGGGUAGAGUGGGUGAGAAGAUGGCCCAUAUGGGUGCAUUUCAGAGAUUAUUUUCCUGUAAAGCUGGUGUCAUCUGCCCCGCUCAGCCCAGACAGAAAUUACAUUGUUGGCUGCCACCCCCAUGGGAUUAUGGCAUCUUCUUCCUUUUGUAACUUUGCCACUGAGGCCGGCGGGUUCUCCCUGUUAUAUCCCGGGGUCAGGCCAUGGUUGGCCAUUCUUGCCGGACUCUUCAGGAUGCCCUUGUACCGGGAUUAUCUUAUGUCUGCAGGCAUGGUGCCAGUAAGCAAGGACAGCCUACAGUACCUCCUCAGCCGCUGCGGAUCCGGUAAUGCCGUCUUCAUAGUAGUGGGCGGAGCUGCGGAGUCCCUGCAGAGCAUUCCAGGAAAGCACUCGGUGACACUGAGUGGACGGAAGGGGUUUGUUAGGCUGGCUCUGCAGAAUGGGGCGGAUCUGCUGCCGGUUUAUUCCUUCGGGGAAAAUGAAUUAUACGAGCAGGUCUGUUUGUCGCCGGACUCGUGGGGAUGGCGGCUACAGCGGCUCUUCCAGAAACACGUGGGGUUUGCCCCUUGCCUCUUCAAAGGGAGGGCGGUGUUUAGCGAGAGCGGGUGGGGCCUCAACCCCUUCCCUCGCCCAAUCACCACCGUGGUGGGACGGCCAAUCCGCGUCACUCACAGCCCGGUGCCGUCGGAGGAGGAGGUGGAUCACUAUCACGCGCUGUAUAUGCAGGGACUGAAGGAUCUUUUUGAUGAGAAUAAAAUCUCCUGCGGACUCGCUGAGAGUGACACGUUGGAGAUCCUCUGAGCCUUCUGCGCAGCCCCCUCGCACCCCCCAUAAUACAAAGGACCAUGGGAGCUGUAUUUCCCCAGUACUGCGGGGCUGCCCCCUGGCUUGUUUCUUACUGCACCCCAACAACUGGAAUGUUAUUAAUCCCAGAGACAUGUUUCUAGAAAAGGCUGUUGAUUCUGGCAAGGAAUGGGUUAACAAAAUGGUUGAAAAGAUUCCUCAGGAGGGGGGGGGGGGGGCUGCAGGGUGUGGAACUGACUUGCUUAGAAACAAUGGUCACAUGAACUGCUGGGGGUUACGGAGGCAGCUGUUAUUAAAGGGUUAGGGGUGGUGAAAGGUAAACAAGCAAUGCUGUCCCCAACUGCAGGGAGAAUGGUGCCCUCCCGCCUGGCCUCUGGCUUUGGUGCCCCCCUGCCUGGCCUAUGGCUCCAGUGCCCUCCUGCCUGGCCUCUGGCUCUGGUGCCCCCCUGCCUGGCCUCUGGCUCUGGUGCCCCCCUGCCUGGCCUAUGGCUCCAGUGCUCCCCUGCCUGGCCUAUGGCUCCAGUGCCCUCCUGCCUGGCCUAUUGCUCUGGUGCCCUCCUGCCUGGCCUCUGGCUCCGGUGCCCUCCUGUCUGGCCUCUGGCUCCGGUGCCCCCCUGCCUGGCCUAUGGCUCCGGUGCCCUCCUGCCUGGCCUCUGGCUCCGGUGCCCCCCUGCCUGGCCUCUGGCUCUGGUGCCCUCCUGUCUGGCCUCUGGCUCCGGUGCCCCCCUGCCUGGCCUAUGGCUCCGGUGCCCUCCUGCCUGGCCUCUGGCUCUGGUGCCCCCCUGCCUGGCCUAUGGCUCCGGUGCCCUCCUGCCGGCCUAUGGUUCCGGUGCCCUCCUACCUGACCUAUGGCUCCGGUGCCCUCCUACCUGACCUAUGGUUCCAGUGCCCUCCUGCCUGGCCUAUGGCUCCGGUGCCCUCCUGCCUGGCCUAAUGCUCCAGUGCCCUCCUGCCUGGCCUAUGGCUCCGGUGCCCUCCUGCCUGGCCUAUGGCUCCGGUGCCCUCCUGCCUGGCCUAUGGCUCCGGUGCCCUCCUGCCUGACCUAUGGCUCCGGUGCCCUCCUGCCUGACCUAUGGCUCCGGUGCCCUC